Messenger RNA from Pyrgilauda ruficollis (rufous-necked snowfinch), 5626 nucleotides. RefSeq names its product erythrocyte membrane protein band 4.1 like 1 (gene EPB41L1). Lineage: Eukaryota; Metazoa; Chordata; Aves; Passeriformes; Passeridae. Bases 139 to 2757 code for a protein of 872 amino acids. Gene Ontology annotation, biological process: cortical actin cytoskeleton organization. The transcript has 23 exons. Gene Ontology annotation, cellular component: plasma membrane; cytoskeleton. Gene Ontology annotation, molecular function: actin binding; structural molecule activity. The record is from RefSeq and is a predicted model, not a curated record.
GCGGCGGCCGCGCCCGGCACACGGCGGCGGAACGGAGCCGAGCCGAGCCGAGCCGAGCGGGCAGAGCCGAGGUUGUAAAUCGUGCCUGAGCUGAGUGCUGAGAGCAGCCCCUGGAAGCAGCCGCGGUGACCGGCGGUCAUGACAACGGAGACAGGCCCCGGCUCUGAGGUGAGGAACGCGCAGGAGGACGCUCCGCAGCAGCAGCUGGAGGCGGCCGCCCAGGGCCCCACGGCCGCGCCCAACCCCGCCGGCCGCGACACCGACCCCAAUGAGAAGCUCGGGGCACAGCACGACACCCGAAACAUGGAGCCGGGCACAGACGUGGAGGACAAGGACUACAGUGAGACCGACGGGCUCUCUGACAAAACAACUCCCAGCAAGACCCAGAAGUCCCCCCAGAAAACCACCAAGAAAAUGAAGAGUGCCCUGUGCAGGGUGACCCUGCUCGAUGCGUCCGAGUACGAGUGUGAGGUGGAGAAACAUGCCCGAGGCCAGGUGCUCUUUGACAUGGUGUGCGAGCACCUCAACCUCCUAGAGAAGGACUACUUCGGCCUCACCUUCUGCGAUUCAGACAGCCAGAAGAACUGGCUGGACCCCUCCAAGGAGAUCAAGAAGCAGAUCCGCAGCGGGCCCUGGAACUUUGCCUUCACUGUGAAGUUCUACCCUCCAGACCCUUCCCAGCUCACAGAGGACAUCACCAGAUACUACCUGUGCCUGCAGCUUCGUGCCGACAUCAUCACGGGGCGCCUGCCCUGCUCCUUUGUCACCCACGCCCUGCUGGGCUCCUACGCUGUCCAGGCCGAGCUGGGUGACCACGACACUGAGGAGCACGUGGGCAACUAUGUGAGCGAGCUGCGCUUCGCCCCCAACCAGACGCGGGAGCUGGAGGAGCGCAUCAUGGAGCUGCACAAGACCUACCGGGGAAUGACCCCCGGGGAAGCAGAGAUCCACUUCCUGGAGAAUGCUAAGAAGCUGUCCAUGUAUGGGGUGGACCUGCACCAUGCCAAGGACUCAGAGGGCAUCGACAUCAUGCUGGGUGUCUGUGCCAAUGGCCUCCUCAUCUACAGGGACCGACUGCGCAUCAACCGCUUCGCCUGGCCCAAGAUCCUCAAGAUUUCCUACAAGAGGAGCAACUUCUACAUCAAGAUCCGCCCGGGGGAGUACGAACAGUUUGAGAGCACCAUUGGCUUCAAGCUGCCCAACCACCGCUCAGCCAAGAGGCUCUGGAAGGUCUGCAUAGAGCAUCACACCUUCUUCAGGCUGGUGUCUCCAGAGCCACCCCCCAAGGGUUUCCUGGUGAUGGGCUCCAAGUUUCGGUACAGCGGGCGCACGCAGGCGCAGACACGCCAGGCCAGCGCCCUCAUCGACCGCCCCGCGCCCUUCUUCGAGCGCUCCUCCAGCAAACGCUACACCAUGUCCCGCAGCCUGGACGGAGAGUUCUCGCGCCCAGCCUCUGUCAGCGAGAACCACGACGCCGGGCCUGAGGGUGAGAAGCAGGAUGAGGACGGUGAGUUUGGCAGCAGGAGACGCUCUGAAAUGGAGGAUGAGGAGGUGACCACCCCGACGAAGAUCAAGGAGCUGAAGCCGGAGCACGAAACAACCCCCAGGCACAAGCAGGAGUUUUUAGACAAGCCAGAGGACGUUUUGCUGAAGCAUCAGGCCAGCAUCAAUGAGCUGAAGCGGACCCUGAAGGAGCCCAACAGCAAACUGGUUCACAGGGACCGGGACAGGAGGCUGCCUUCCUCACCAGCCUCUUCCUCACCCAAGCACGAGGAUGAAACACCAAAGGGAACCCCUGAAAAGGCCACUGAGAGAGCGGGCAUGAGGGAGGGCACUGAGGAGAGGGUGAAACCGCCCCGGCACAGGGCCCCUGAGAGCGACACCGGUGAUGAGGAGCCCGACCAGGAGAAGGACUCGGUCUUCCUGAAGGACAACCACCUGGCCAUUGAGCGCAAGUGCUCCAGCAUCACCGUCAGCUCAACCUCCAGCCUGGAAGCGGAGGUGGACUUCACCGUCAUCGGGGACUUCCAUGGCACAGCCUUUGAGGACAUCUCCCGGAGCCUGCCCGAGCUGGACAAGGACAAGAGCGAAACAGAAGAUGAAGGCCUGGUUUCCUUCCAGCAUGCUGACAAAGUGGUUCCUGGACUGGAAGAGGAUGUCAAAGGCAGGGAUAAGGUCUCCCAGCCCAGCCCAGAUGUCUCCCAGCCAGAGCCUUCAGCCCCAAAAGCAGACGCUGUGACUGUGAAGAAGCCCGAAGCAGAAGGCUCCGCUCCCCAUCGGGUCAGCACCACAGACACGGCCCAGGUGGACGGAGACACCCCAGGCAGCUGGGACACCACCACCACCACCACUGCCCAGGCUGGCACCACAGAGACAGCGCUGGUCACCUCAGAUCACGGCACCAAGGCUGGCAAAGGGGCCGCUCCCACCACAGACCUUCGCUCCCUGUCACCGAUCUCGGGCGGCUCCGCUGGCAAGGAGGUGCUCACCAGCAUAUUCAGCGCCACUGCGGAAACGCUCUCCACCUCCACCACCACCCACGUUACCAAGACUGUGAAAGGAGGGUUCUCCGAGACCCGGAUAGAGAAGCGCAUCAUCAUCACAGGAGAUGAAGAUGUGGACCAGGACCAGGCACUGGCUUUAGCAAUCAAAGAGGCAAAACUCCAGCAUCCUGACAUGCUGGUAACCAAAGCUGUGGUGUACAGAGAAACAGAGCCCUCUCCAGAGGAAAGGGACAAGAAACCUCAGGAAUCUUGACCAACACGUUCCUGGAAGCCAACAUCUGUAUUCCAACCUGGAGAACAGGGGAGAAGGAGCCUUCAUGCUGGAUUUGUCAGCAAGACAUAGACAUCCUGGCUGCAAUGUUCAUGGCAAGAGACAAACAUUUUUAAAAAAGGAAUAACAAAUAUAUUAUAUAUAUAUAUACAUACCUACACACACACACAUAUAUAUAUAUAUAUAUAUAUAUAAACAGGAAACAAAAUGCAUCCUUGCACUGCUGCUACAUGCUGGAAAUGAAUAGCAAACAACGCCACCAACAAACAAAGCCAACCCUCUGCAGAUAAAUUGAAGAAUUUCCUGGAUUAGUGAUCAAAUCAGAUUUAAAAAGUCAUAAUAAUAACAAUAAUCUUGGUAACAAUACAAUAAGCCACCAUCUUGCAUGUUACAUGAAAGGACACACAAUCAUGAGUUCAUUUGUUGCACACUGAAUGGAAAGGAAAACUGCUUUGCAACAAAGCAAGUAAGCAAACUGAAGUAAAAAAACCACAAGCAGAAGCAAAACCCUUCCCCACCUCUGGAAAGAAGAGAGAAAAACAUUCAAGUUAUGACCUUAGAGUUAUUUUCCAAUUCGCAAGUGUCAUUUCACCCUUCUCCUCAUUCCAUGCUGGUUUUUUGCAUUUUUGGGGGUUCUGUUAACUCCUCCCACUUCCCUUCCUUAUCUUCUCUGUGCACUUGUCCAACCUCUUGUUCUCUGAAGGUAUUUAGGAAUGGGUUUCAUUUCAAACAAAGGAAAUGAUAUGUACAUGGUUUCUCAUCUCUAUCGAGCAGCCUGUGGGGUUUCAUAUGGAUGUGCAUUUCAGUUCUGUAUAUUAUUCUAUAUAACAGAGGGGGAGGGAGGGAACAAUGCUGAAAUAAUUCAACAGUGCUGGUACGGAUGAUGCCAACAUUUUAAAAUGGUUAACUCUUGGAUUGACUGUGGUUGGUGUACUUGGAGACUCUUAGAUCACACGUGGGACUCUGAGUCCCACAGGAAGGAAUGGGAAAGGUUUUGGCCGCUGCUGGCUGGGGGGGAAGGGGAGAGGGUGAGGGACAGGAAUGUCCUGCUGGUGAUCUGUGUGGUGGUGAGGUUUGGAGGGGCGGCGGUCACCUGGAGGGGCACGGAAGGCUCCAGCUCCAACAGCCGUAGGCAGGAUGGGCUCCCAGGAUGGGCUGCUAGCCCCCCAGAGCCACGGGGUCAGCUGGGAGGUGGGAGCCACAGGGCUCGGGGCUCCCCUGCAGGAGCCCUGCCGGUGGGUGGGGUGGAUUUGCUUUGUUUCUGGAUCCCAGUAAUGGAGGCACUUGAGUUUUGUAGUAGGGUCAAAGGCAGAGGGGCUGUUUGUGCCCUGCCUCCCCCACUACCAGAGGUGUGAUGGCACAGGGCCGGGGACAGCACUGGCAGGGCCGUGGCAGUGCUCCCCUGUCUGCCCAGGGAUGGGCAGUGCAGGGAGCAUGCUGUGUCCAUCCCUGCAGAGUGUCCCUAGCGUCCCAGCUGGAUGGGAGAGCCCAGGAGGUGUCAGUGGAGCUGCUCCCAGCUCAGCCUUCAGACACAGGCUCCUCCAGGGCUGCCUUGGGAAGGGGAUCGUGGGCCAAGCCCAGGGCCUCAUACACUGUGAACCAGGCAGUUCAGGUAGGCUCCCAACCAAAACCAGAAAGGAAAAGAAAGGAAAGAAAUGGGUUUCCUUCUUGGAAUUGUCUCUAGCUCCUGCAGAAACAGAAGGGCCCAUGAUUCUGCACCAUUUUGCCUUUAGUCUCCCACCCCUGACACAGGCUGUGCCCAGGACCAGGUGUGUUCUGCCAGGCCCUGCCAGGGCUCGCAGGAUGCCCGAGCAGGAGCGCCUGAGUCAUGAGGAUGCCGUGGGCAGACCCUGCUCCCACCUGCAUUGUCCCAGCAGGGAGCUGCUCCCUGGCACUGCUCACCCGUGAGUGUUCUCCUGGCAGAGAGGUGUGGAAGGAAAGGGGCUGCUGCCAGUGCCAGUGCCCAUCCCCAGCUGCCAGCCACGCACCUCCAGGGAGCACAGCUAUAGCCUAACAGCACUUAGGGCAGUUGCAAAGAGGCUCCUUUUCUCUCGUUUGUUUUCCCAAUGCACCCAAACUAGCCGUACCCAGCAGUGGCACUGCCAGGAGUGGUUGGAGGGCGUUCACCCGUACCUGGCACAGUUCAGGGUUGGGGGAGUCCACCUGGCUGGGGCACCUCCACAGCCCACCCAAGGCUGCUGUGACCCUACAGAGUUGCUUUUGGGGCUGUGCCCAGCCUGGGAAGCAAAGGUUCCCAUGGGAUUGAGCAGCCUUACAGAGUGAGGCUCCCUGUGCGCUUGGGCUGCCGUGAGUUUUGUUUGCAGUGAGCAGCCCCUGGCUCCCACAGCGUGUUCAUGGGUGGCACUGUCAAAACCUUUUUUUUUUUUUUUAAAAAAAAAAAAAGAAAAGGAAAUAAAAAAAGCUCACUGCUUGUUCUCCUGGCGAGGUGUGGCUUACUGCUGCUCAGCCCCAGCCUGCCCAUCACCACGCUCUGUUUCGGAUAGCUGGCCACUGCUUGUUUUCUUCCAGGGGCCUUUUCUGUGGAAGGGGGUGGGAGACAUGAGUGCCUGUUUUUACCCAAUCCUACAAAUUCAUUCUGAACCUGGCCUGCAAUUGCAUGAGUAAUAAUAACAGUAACAAUAAUAAUAAUAAUAUUUAUUUUUAUUUGAGAAGCACCUUACCGACCAACUGCAACGCUCUGUUGUUCCUUCACUAACUCUCCUUUUCUCUUCCCUUGUUCUCCUUCUCCCCCUUUGGUCAUACUCCUUUUCAGUGCUCAGUGGUGUAUGCGUGUGUGCUCACUGUUCUUGUAUUCAAUAAAAGUGAAAUAAAUGUGUUUGAUGCUAAAUCA